Messenger RNA from Cyphellophora attinorum, 1326 nucleotides. Its product is annotated as Long-chain specific acyl-CoA dehydrogenase, mitochondrial. The transcript has a single exon. The coding region runs from base 1 to 1326 and encodes 441 amino acids. Lineage: Eukaryota; Fungi; Ascomycota; Eurotiomycetes; Chaetothyriales; Cyphellophoraceae. Gene Ontology annotation, molecular function: oxidoreductase activity, acting on the CH-CH group of donors; flavin adenine dinucleotide binding. The record is from RefSeq and is a predicted model, not a curated record.
AUGGCACCGUCACCUAACACCGCCCCCUCAACCAUCCCCUUCGCCGAGCCCUCCUACCUUCACCUCCCCUCCCCCUACUUCAAACCCACCCACCUCGCCUUCCAACAACGCUGCCGCGCCUGGAUGGAGGAACACUUCCUCCCCCACGUCCUCGAAUGGGAGAACCUAGAAACCGUCCCGGAGUACGUCUUCGACCUCUACAACAAACACAACAUGCUCCUCCCCAACCUCAAAUCCCCUCUCCCGGUCAAAUGGCUGCACAAACUCGGCCUCAACGACAUCUUGGGCGUGCCCGUGGAGGAGUGGGACUACCUGCACACGGCGAUCUGGGUCGACGAGCGCUCCCGUGCGGGCAUCUCGGGCCCGAGUUCGAGUCUGAGUCCCGGGUUUGCGUAUGGGAUUCCGCCGAUAUUGAGCUUUGGGAGUGAGGCGCUGCAGGAGAAGUUCUUGCCGGAUGCGCUGAGGGGGAGGAAGAGGUUUUGUAUUGCGAUUACGGAGCCGCAUGCCGGGUCGGAUGUGGCGAAUAUUAAGACGACGGCGUUGAAGUCGAAGGAUGGGAGGUUCUAUGUCGUGAAUGGGGAGAAGAAGUGGAUCACGAACGGCAUCUGGAGUGAUUAUGCGACGAUGGCGGUGCGGACUGGUGGGGCUGGGCCGGGUGGUAUCUCAGUUCUUGUUGUCCCGCUCAAAGGGCACGAAGGUGUCAACAUGCGGCGGCUACAAGUCAUGGGCCAGAGAGCUGGUGGGACCACGUACAUCGAGCUGGACGACGUCAAGGUGCCCGUCGAGAACCUCUUGGGCGAAGAGGGCCAAGGCAUGAAGUACAUCAUGCAGAACUUCAACCACGAGAGACUGCUGAUAUCGAUGGGCGUCACGCGCCAGGCUCGCGUCGCGCUGUCCACGGCGGUCGGGUAUGCGAUGAAGAGAGAGGCUUUCGGGAAGACCCUGAUGGACCAGCCCGUCGUGAGACACAGGAUCGCGAAAGCAGCGGCGGAUCUGGAGACGCUGCAGGCGUAUGUGUAUGAGUUUGUCUAUCAGCUGAAUAACAUGAGCAAGGAGGAGGCGGAUGAGAAGCUUGGUGGACCGACUGCGUUGCUCAAGGCGAAGGCUGGGAUGGUGUUUGGGCAGUGCGCGGAGACGGCGGUGUUGAUCUUUGGAGGAAAUGGAUACACGAGAACGGGGCAGGGGGAGUUGGUGGAGAAGUUGUAUCGCGAUACCAUGGGGUCGAGGAUUCCGGGAGGGAGUGAGGAUGUCAUGUUGGAUUUGGCGGUGAGACAGUUGGUGAAGAAUUAUCAGAAGGGGCUGAAGAAGCCUGCUUCGAAGCUGUGA